This is a messenger RNA of Aspergillus affinis, 1203 nucleotides long. RefSeq names its product serine hydrolase domain-containing protein. The transcript has 6 exons. Bases 1 to 1203 code for a protein of 400 amino acids. NCBI's taxonomy places the organism in Eukaryota, Fungi, Ascomycota, Eurotiomycetes, Eurotiales, Aspergillaceae. The record is from RefSeq and is a predicted model, not a curated record.
AUGGAUUCCUUGGAUCAGAUAGUUGCUCAAUUUAUGAAGCCUAGCGGUCCCAACCAUCCGCCCUUGCAAGGACCUAUUACCCUGGGCGCGGUGAACAAAGAUGGCACAUUCGAGUACGUGAAAUCAUUUGACUGUGCCAAUGACAAGAAUAUCGAGCAGCCUUCGGGUAAUCCGAUCUAUCACAUCGCGUCAUGCACCAAACUUAUAACGACAAUUGCAGUCCUGCAAUGUGUCGAAAAGGGCAUCUUGGCUUUGGACAACGACAUUUCCAAAGUCCUUAGAGAAUUCCAAAAUCCCAAGGUUUUAGUCCGAUUUGACAAGGACGGAGACCCUGUCUUGGAGGAUAGCAAAGGAGUCGUAACCCUUCGCCACCUACUAACACACUCGAGCGGAAUGGCAUACGGAUUUGAAAGUAUGCACCCCGAUCUGGCUCGGCUCCAGAAACUGAGAAACCGCAAAACACUUGAGGGCGGAACAGUUGCGGAAUCUUUCGAACCCAUUCUUAUACGCCAUCCAGGAGAGCAAUGGGAGUACUCCCCUGGUAUUGAUUGGGCUGGAAAAAUGGUGGAACGGGUCAACGGUGACAUGAAACUAGGUGAUUAUAUGCAAUACCACAUCUUCGAUCCACUCGGCAUCAACGACAUCACUUUCGUUUCCGACCGCCGAGACAUACAAGACAGACUAGUUCAAUGCUGGGAGCGCUCAGAAACUGAAGGCUUGAAGAAGGUCCGGUUGAGCAAGCGGCCCUACCCUGCUAAAGAACACUUUGGUGGUGGAGGACUGUUUGCAAGCGCCACCGAUUUGCUGAAAAUAUACGGAGCUAUCUUGCGAAAGGAUGACAAAAUUUUGGGUGAAGAGAUGGUCGAUUUAAUGUUCAAGCCACAACUGCAACAUACAGUUGGACUUGACAAUUUAUCAGACAGCCAUCCAUCCUACAGGAACAGUAUCUUGAAUUCGGUCCCAUCCUCGACACCAAUCAACUUUGGACUCGGAGGUCUGCUCAAUUUGCAAUCCGUGGUAGGAAAACGAGGUUCGCAUUCGCUGACGUGGUCGGGCAUGGCAAACUGUUAUUGGUGGAUAGAUCCUCAGAACGGCAUCGCCGGAGUGUAUCUCUCACAAUUGAUUCCCUCCGGUGAGCCGGACGCAAUUGCACUUCUGUCAAAGUUUGAGGAGAUCGUUUAUUCAUCUGUCGCUAGUAAAUAG